This is a messenger RNA of Ochotona curzoniae (black-lipped pika), 930 nucleotides long. Its product is annotated as olfactory receptor 2AG2-like. Gene Ontology annotation, molecular function: olfactory receptor activity; G protein-coupled receptor activity. The record is from RefSeq and is a predicted model, not a curated record. Lineage: Eukaryota; Metazoa; Chordata; Mammalia; Lagomorpha; Ochotonidae. Gene Ontology annotation, biological process: G protein-coupled receptor signaling pathway. The coding region runs from base 1 to 930 and encodes 309 amino acids. The transcript has a single exon. Gene Ontology annotation, cellular component: membrane.
AUGGGAUCCGAGUUCAUCCUUCUGGGUCUCUUUCCGCACCUGCAGCAUGCAGACGUCCUUGCUGGCCUCAUCAUCCUCACCUACGCCCUGGCCCUGGGGGGGAACGCCACACUGACUGUGCUCAUCCUGCUGGACGCCCGGCUGCACACGCCCAUGUACUUCCUCCUCCGCCACCUGUCCCUCGUGGACCUGCUCUUCAUCUCCACCACCGUCCCCAGGAUGGCCGCCAGCUUCUUCUCAGGACACAAGCGCAUCUCACACAUAGCCUGUGGUACCCAGACAUUUUUUUUCCUCACGUUGGGUGGGGCAGAGUGUGUCCUGCUCAUGUUCAUGGCCUGUGACCGCUACGUGGCCAUCUGUCACCCUCUGAGAUAUCACACCAUCAUGAGCCAGAGGGUCUGCCAGAGCAUGGUCCUAGGGUCCUGGGUGGGGAGUGGGCUCAAUGCCCUGGCCCAGGUGGUCUACACCAUGUAUGUACCCAAGUGCGGCUUCCUGCAGAUAGAACAUUUCUUCUGUGAACCCAUGGCCGUCAUGAAGCUUGCCUGUGGGGACACCUCCACAUACCAGUUGGUGAUACUUGUGAUUGGUAUUGUGCUUCUCCUCAUCCCUUUUGGUGUCAUCUCUUCCUCCUAUACCAUCAUCUUCCUCACUGUCUUGCGCAUGAAUUCCCGCCAGGCCAGGAAAAAGGCACUAGGCACCUGCUCCUCCCACCUGCUGGCAGUGAGCCUCUUCUACGGCCCAACCAUCUUCACCUACAUGACCCCGGGCUCCUCACACAGCCCUGCCCAGGACCAGGCUGUCUCUGUGUUCUUCUCCAUCGUCACCCCUAUGCUGAACCCCUUCAUUUACAGUCUGAGAAACAGGGAAGUCACGCAGGCCCUGAGGAAGGCACUGUCGCUCACCACACUGUCAUGUCAUAAAUGCUUGUGA